This is a messenger RNA of Mesorhabditis spiculigera, 588 nucleotides long. The record is from the annotation of a GenBank genome assembly. NCBI's taxonomy places the organism in Eukaryota, Metazoa, Nematoda, Chromadorea, Rhabditida, Rhabditidae.
AUGUCACCAACUGCUGAACAAAACGUCGAGGGAUCGAUGGUGGCCAAGGAGGAGGUCUGCUAUAGGUUUCACUCGAAAGAAGGCCGCGAAUUCACCCUCUCAAAAUCGGCCGCCCACCUUUCAGUCCUCGUCAAACAGAUGGUUCCGGAUCUGGGAAUCGAUGACGACGAGGAGAUCAAGACUAUGAGGCCAAUUCCGCUGAUCAAUGUCGGUAGCGAGGCAUUGGCGCUGGUAGUCAAAUGGUGCGAGCAUCACAAGACGAUGCCCGCUUGGGAGGAGGAGAAAUGGUGGCUGAAUGAGAGAGACGCAGAGAUGAGGAGAUGGGAACGAGAAUUUAUCACCGCCAUGUCUCCUGAUCAACUCUUCAACGUCUUCUCCGCGGCAAACUACAUGGACAUCAAAUGUCUGUUUGACAAAUGCGCUGAAGCCGUGGCAGAUAUGGCACGGGGAAAAUCCGUAGAAGAAAUCCGUGAGGUCUGGAUACUGGAGAACGACUUCACACCCGAGGAGCAGGAGAAGAUGAAUAAUGAAAACCCGUGGACGGUGGUGCUGCGCGAUAUCGACAUCAAGGCCAGGCCGGACGAGUUC